Messenger RNA from Melitaea cinxia (Glanville fritillary), 753 nucleotides. RefSeq lists its product as uncharacterized. The transcript is spliced from 2 exons. Gene Ontology annotation, biological process: mitochondrial respiratory chain complex I assembly. NCBI's taxonomy places the organism in Eukaryota, Metazoa, Arthropoda, Insecta, Lepidoptera, Nymphalidae. The coding region runs from base 106 to 609 and encodes 167 amino acids. The record is from RefSeq and is a predicted model, not a curated record.
AAAACAACAACAACCUCAUAAUGUCAAUGUCAAUUAUCGAUGACAUUUUACUGAACAAGUUGUGUAACAACUUUGGAACAAAUCGAGGAUUUUUAAACGAUAACAAUGCUUUCCUACAAAUAUUACGAUACGCCUGAGGGCCAAGAUGUUUAUAAAAAAGUAUUUGUUACAUCAAAAUAUGCAGCGAUAAGCGGUCUAGGAGUAGCAACAUACGAUGUUCUCAUGUACUCGCAUCCUAAAGGAUUUUUCAAUACUGCCUACAGAUAUGCGUUUUACAUGACCCCCAUGGUGGGCAUGGCAGCUGCUUUCACUGUUACCGCUAACAUUGCACAAAAUGUAAGAGAAAAGAACGAUGUUUGGAACUAUUUCCUCGGCGGUGUGACGUCUGGAGCUGUUUUCGGUGCUUGGAAGAAAUCAGUAGCAGUCGCAGUUCCAGUGGCCCUCAUUCUCGGAGCUAUUGGUAUGAUAAAGAAAACAGCCAUUGAUAACGACUGGGUACUGGUUCCAGAGAUCACCACUGCCCAUAAGUCUGUAAGAUCUGUAAAGCACGACUGGACUCUUGCUAAAGAUAUUGAAGAACUUAAAUCUUGGAAAACUGGUUCCAACUAAUCUCGCCAGCAAACAAAACUUAUAACAAAUAGAAUGUAAAUACAAUGAACAUCUUUAUUUAAUUGUUGUGGAAAUAUAAGUGUAAUGCCAUGAUUGUGUAUUAUUUGAUAAUAAAAAUAAAUCUUUUAUUUAGGUUUCAUAAUA